AUGGAUCGUGCCGCCAAGAGCCAUCAAGUAUCUGAAAAACAGACGCCAUCACGAACUCCACAUCGUUUUUUUCCCUCGAGAGAGGAAGUUGAAGAUCUUAUCUUACGAAAGAAGAAAGGAAACUGCGUACCGAUCUAUGUCUCUUUACCUGCCGACCUACUCACCCCAGUCGCUGCCUAUCUGAGGCUCACCGAUGGAGCAAAACAAAGAGCAGACACAAAGUCAGAUUCAGAGGAUGGAAGUGUUGAAGGUGUAGAAAGCUUUCUGUUAGAGAGUGUGGUUGGAGGGGUGUCUCAGAGCAGGUACAGCUUUGUGGGAUCUAAUCCAUCGAAGGUCUUGAGGACUGGACCGAACCAACCUCUUCAAGGUGAUCCAUUGGUACCAUUGGAAAAAGAAUUGUCAAAGUAUAUCUACGUGGACGUCCCGGGUGUACCUCCAUUCACUGGCGGUGCGAUUGGAUUUGUAGCGUAUGAUUCUAUCUUUCACUUCGAGCCGACUACUCAACGUCCAUUAUCAGAUUCGAUCGGAAUUCCAGAAUCGGUUUUCAUGAUCUGCGAUACAAUUGUGGUGUUUGAUCAUGUCUUUCAGACCAUCAAGGUCGUCUCUCACGUUUUUUUGCCAUCUGCAUCUCCUUCGCCCGAAGACAUCAAACUCGCAUAUCACGAGGCGAGUGAGAAAAUCGUCAAAACUACUUGUAAGUUACAGGACGAGCAAAGAACCCCAAUUCCACAACAGGAUCCAAUACCACCUGUUGCAGAACGGAUAGCUGCCCAGAGUAAUGUAGGAAAAGCUGGGUACGAGUCGUUUGUGACCAAUCUCAAACAACACAUUGUCAAAGGAAAUAUCAUCCAGGCUGUACCCAGUCAGCGGAUUCAUAAGCCGUCCAAACUACAUCCCUUCAAUGCCUACAGACAACUUCGGCAACUUAAUCCAUCGCCAUACAUGUUCUACGUCAACUGUGGAGGAUCGGUACAGCUAGUAGGAGCAUCACCUGAAUGUCUAUGUAAAGUCUCACCCGGCGGUAUUGUAGAAAAUCAUGCGAUUGCUGGAACCAUCAAACGAGGCAAAACUCUGCAGGAAGAUGCUGAACUAGCACAAGAAUUACAAAAUUCCAUUAAAGAUCGAGCUGAACAUGUGAUGCUGGUUGACUUGGCCCGUAAUGACGUUAACAGAGUAUGUAAACCUGAAACCGUUAAUGUAGAUAGCUUGAUGCAAGUGGAGAAGUUUAGCCAUGUGAUGCACUUAACAAGUCAGGUCAGUGGCGUGUUAAGAGAUGGGUUGACAAGAUUUGACGCGUUCCGAUCCAUCUUUCCAGCGGGUACGGUUUCCGGCGCCCCUAAGCUCAAAGCCAUCACACUGGUGGCUGAGCUAGAGAAGGAAAAACGUGGUCCUUACGCUGGAGCCGUAGGCCGCUUCAACUUUGAUGCUAGUGCCAUGGACACAUGUAUAGCCAUUCGGACGAUGGUCUUCAAAGAUGAGAUUGUCUACUUUCAAGCAGGCGGGGGUAUUGUCUACGACAGCGUGGAGGAGGAUGAAUAUGUGGAAACUUUGAAUAAACUCAAGGCCAACGUUACUUGCAUAGAACUGGCUGAAGAUUAUCAUCAUGCCCUCCAACAAUCGAGUUCAACCUGA
Melampsora larici-populina 98AG31 is the source of this 1632-nucleotide messenger RNA. RefSeq lists its product as uncharacterized. Gene Ontology annotation, biological process: L-tryptophan biosynthetic process. Lineage: Eukaryota; Fungi; Basidiomycota; Pucciniomycetes; Pucciniales; Melampsoraceae. The coding region runs from base 1 to 1632 and encodes 543 amino acids. The record is from RefSeq and is a predicted model, not a curated record. The transcript is spliced from 7 exons.